Messenger RNA from Triticum turgidum subsp. durum (durum wheat), 2436 nucleotides. The record is from the annotation of a GenBank genome assembly. NCBI's taxonomy places the organism in Eukaryota, Viridiplantae, Streptophyta, Magnoliopsida, Poales, Poaceae.
AUGCGAUUCAUAUUGGCGAUGACGAGGCUGCAGCUCGCGGUCGCUGUCGCCGUGGCGCCCGGUCCUCCGGGUUCCUGUUCCACUUCCACAGCAGUUCGACGACCCCCGCGCCAUAUCUCGCGCUGCCGGGGCCUCCUUCCAGGCGCAAUGUCGGUCGUCGCCGCUGCCGCCUCCAUUCACCCCAGCGCCACCGCCGACGGGUCCCCGCCGCAGAUGGCGACGACGCGUCUCGAGCGCGGGUCCCUGCUGGUCGGCGGGCGCGAGCUCCUCUCCCAGUGCCCGCCCGAGGUCACCCUACGCGCGGCCGUCGCUGACGCCGCCCCGGGCGCCGCGUUCCUCGGCGCCAGCGCGGCGGCGCCGUCCAGCCGCCACGUCUUCUCCCUCGGCACCAUCCCCAAAGGAUGGAGGUGGCUGUCGCUGUUCAAGUUGAAGAUCUGGUGGAUGGCCCCGAAGACGGGCGCGGACGCGGCGGGCGUGCCGGCGGAGACGCAGAUGCUGCUUCUGGAGAAGAGGGGGAACGGGGCCGAGGACGCGGGGUACGCUCUGAUGCUGCCAGCCCUCCAUGGCGAUUUCCGGGCUAGCCUCCAAGGGAGUCCCGAGAAUGAGCUCCAAUUCUGCUUCGAGAGUGGUGAUCCUGAUGUGCAGACGAAGGACGCUGUUGAUGCGGUAUUCGUCAACUCAGGGGAUAAUCCUUUCAAGCUUAUUAAGGAAUCAAUCAAGGUACUGUCCAAGAUCAAAGGAACUUUCAGUCAUAUAGAGAGCAAGGAGACCCCUGCAAACUUAGACUGGUUUGGAUGGUGCACUUGGGAUGCAUUUUAUAAAGCUGUCAACCCAGUAGGGAUUGAAGAGGGCCUUCAAAGUUUGCGUGAAGGAGGCGCACCACCAAGGUUUCUGAUUAUAGAUGAUGGUUGGCAAGAAAUAGUUAACGAAUUCAAGGAAGUGGAUGGAGCUCUUGUUGAAGAGACUGUGUUUGCAGAGAGGCUGGUUGAUCUGAAGGAGAAUGACAAGUUCAGGGGAGAAGCCUGCAAGAAUCUGGGAGAUCUUGUCAAGAAAAUCAAAGAGACACAUGGAGUCAAGUACGUCUACGCAUGGCAUGCUUUACUUGGGUAUUGGGGAGGUGUCUGUACAUCAUCGGACGUGAUGGAGAAGUACAAUCCAAAACUAGUUUACCCCGUCCAGUCUCCUGGUGAUGUUGCAAAUUUGAGGGAUGUAGCCAUGGACAGCUUGGAGAAAUAUGGAGUUGGUAUCAUUGAUCCUGAGAAGAUAUAUGAAUUCUACAAUGAUCAGCACAGUUACCUUUCUAGUGUGGGUGUGGAUGGUGUGAAGGUAGAUGUGCAAAAUGUGAUGGAGACUCUCGGGCAUGGCUUCGGUGGUCGUGUUGCAUUAACUCGAAAGUAUCAACAUGCUCUUGAGGAAUCUAUUGCUCGGAACUUCAAAGGAAAUAAUCUAAUAUGCUGCAUGAGUCACAGUUCAGACCACAUCUAUAGUGCCUUGAAGAGUGCAGUUGCUAGAGCAUCAGAAGAUUUCAUGCCACGGGAACCAACACUGCAAACUCUGCACAUUGCUAAUGUAGCAUUCAAUAGCCUUUUAUUGGGAGAAAUUUUCAUCCCGGACUGGGAUAUGUUCCAAAGCAAGCAUGAAACAGCGGAAUUUCAUGGAGCAGCUAGAGCUCUAAGUGGAGGUGGUGUUUAUGUCAGUGACAAACCAGGAGUGCACGAUUUCAAUGUUCUGAAAAAGCUUGUUCUACCAGAUGGCUCGAUUCUAAGAGCAAGGUAUGCUGGUCGUCCUACCCGCGAUUGCCUGUUCAAUGACCCAGUCAUGGAUGGUAAAAGUCUGCUGAAAAUAUGGAACCUGAACAAUUUGUCUGCUGCUGUCGGAGUAUUCAAUUGUCAGGGAGCUGGAAACUGGACUUGGUUAGUCGAAGAAAUUUCACAUGUUCCCACCGCCGUUAACAUAACCGGUCAGCUCUCGCCAUCAGAUGUAGAGUCUCUCGAGGAGAUUGCUGGUGAUGAUUGGAAUGGAGAGACUGCAGUAUAUGCUUUCAAUUCAUGUUCUCUUUCAAGGCUCCAGAAGCACCAAAGUUUGGAGCUGUCAUUGGUCACUAUGACAUGUGAGAUCUAUACCAUAUCACCGAUACAGGUUUACGGUGGGGCUGUUCGGUUCGCACCACUUGGACUGCUCAACAUGUUCAACUCCGGUGGCGCACUCGACAGUAUCACAGGCACAGUUGAUUCUUCGGCUACGACAGUUCAGAUCAAAUGCCGAGGGCCAGGACGUUUGGGGGCGUAUUCAUCUGCUAGGCCGGCACUCUGCAGAGUUGAUGCGCAUGAAGUAGAGUUCAGUCAUUCUGAUGAUGGCUUGCUGGCAUUUGAUCUCUCAGAUGGAUCUUCCCACAGCAGCCUCUGGAACAUCGAGAUUCUCUACACAGCCUCCUGA